Messenger RNA from Ostertagia ostertagi, 951 nucleotides. Lineage: Eukaryota; Metazoa; Nematoda; Chromadorea; Rhabditida; Trichostrongylidae. The record is from the annotation of a GenBank genome assembly.
AUGAACCAGAAAAGACUUACUCAACAGUGCCUAUAUGCUAACAACUUGACAUUACGAGAAUUGUUAAAAUGGCUAUGCGCUCUGGCAGUAAAAUGCACUGACACUGAUCAUACAGUUGAAAGAGUUCUGAACACUGUCGCCGACGAUCUUCUGCAGGUUUUGAGCGAAGAAAAUGAUGACUGCAAAUUCAAAUUCGUGGAACACGCAUCGCAAGUGACUAUUUGCGACUUCCUGGCCUCCUUUAUUGACAAGUCACUCGUUGGCGUACAUUCUGUCGUUUCAUUUGCAGCAACUGGACGAAGUGCUUGUGGGUGCACUGCCCGCUGCGCUUGUGAGCUGACAUGUAGACUUCUACCGCUUCACUCACAAUUCGCGGUUCAACGAGAACGGCUUGUUCAGACGUUAACCACUCUCUUCAGUGCAAUUCAGGAGCCAGUUGACUUGAUGCUGAACAAUGUGAAGUAUGUGCCUGAAAUGGUCGAGUGGAAAUCAGUGGUAGCUCUUAGCAAGCUGCUCAAAGAUAAGUUACAAGCGAUUAUGGUUAUUGCUGACGAACAUGUGGGCAUUUUCAAUCCUGAAGAGAUGAAAUCGUCUCGAAAGAAAACGACUCGAAAAGACGAAGUCAUUUAUGUGAAGUACGUACGAGCUCGUGAAGCACUACAGAGCCGCGUGCUGAGAAUCUCGGAAGCUUUGAAAGAAGAACAGCUGAAUUUUCAAGUGAAGAAGAAUGCAAUAGGAAUGCGCGACUUCCGCAUAAAUUUGGACAUACUGAAAACGCGUGUCGUACAAACUGAGGAUGUGGAGCCGAGAAGAAAGAAGCGUGCCACCCAGAUCACUGAGAGAAAUGAAGGGCAGGAAAAUGAUGUUGAUAUGACAGCGGUGACCGAAGAAGGUGAAACUACCACAGAAGAAGAAGAGAAACAUAGUAGUCGGUUGAGUGCUAUCUUUUGA